Molecule: messenger RNA, 588 nt
Organism: Ochotona curzoniae (black-lipped pika)
Lineage: Eukaryota; Metazoa; Chordata; Mammalia; Lagomorpha; Ochotonidae
Gene: NUPR2
Product: nuclear protein 2, transcriptional regulator
Exons: 2
Coding region: 35-319 (94 amino acids)
Biological process (GO): negative regulation of cell cycle; regulation of transcription by RNA polymerase II; negative regulation of cell population proliferation
Cellular component (GO): nucleus
Source: RefSeq, a predicted model, not a curated record
GCCAGCCAGCCAGCCAGCCAGGCGGCCGGGCAUCAUGGAGCGGGUUCCGGGGCCGCCAGUUCGAGUCCCGGCUCGGGCCCGGCCGCCGGCGAGCCUCGAAGAGGAACCUGACGACUGCCUGGACUACUACUAUCUGCGCGAUUUCCCGGCCCGUGGGGCGGGACGCAGCAAGGGCCGCACGCGGCGGGAGCAGCAGCUGCGCAGCCGGAGGCCGCUGCCGGCCGGCCACGAGCGCAAGAUCGCGCAGCGGCUUUUCAAUGGGCAGCGCAAGCGUCGGCAGCGCCAGCUGAAGCCGCGUCCACGCACCCGCCUGGCCUGAGCCGCCCCGCGCCCACGUCCCCUGCGCCCCAGCUGGGACAAUGACUGCAGAAUACCCGAAGGACUUCAUGAGAGUAUUUUAUUGGAUUCCAACUGUCGGCUGUGGUCCUGAGGGGAGGACAAAAUCCGUGUUGAUCGGCAGCUUUUCAACAUCGCUUUUAACUUUGCUGUUUCACUGUCUCUCUCCUACUAGUUGAUUGUUAAGUAACAUCCAGGUGGAUAUGCCUUUUUAGGAUUUUUUUCAUUAAAAGGACAGCAAGCAUGGAGUUU